AGCCGCUCCAUGAUAUGUAUCCGGGAUAUUUACAGGUUGUUGCUUAUUAGUGUGUUGAGAAAUUGAAGGUUCGCUACUGAAAUGGAUGAAGAAUACGACGUCAUCGUGCUUGGAACUGGACUAAAGGAGUGCAUUCUCAGCGGUCUGCUGUCUGUCUCUAAACGGAAGGUCCUCCACAUGGACAAGAACAAAUAUUACGGCGGUGAGAGCGCCUCCAUUACGCCACUAGAUCUUUUGUAUGAGAAAUACGGCAAAGGCAAACCGCCAGAGAGCUUUGGUCGCGGCAGAGACUGGAACGUUGACCUUGUCCCAAAGCUUCUCAUGGCCAAUGGGGAGUUGGUCAAGAUGUUGAUUCAUAGUGGAGUGACUCGCUAUCUGGAGUUCAAAUCUGUGGAGGGCAGUUAUGUGUACAAGGGAGGGAAGGUGUACAAGGUGCCGGCUGAUGAGAAGGAGGCACUGACGUCCAGUUUGAUGGGACUAUUUGAGAAGAGACGAUUCAGGAAGUUUCUGAUUUUUGUCAACGACUUCAAUCUUGAUGAUCCUAAAACGUUUCAAGGUAUUGAUCCGGAUCGUACCACAAUGAAGGAGGUGUAUGACAAGUUUGGGCUGGAUGGCAACACUGCUGAUUUCACCGGGCAUGCUUUUGCAUUGCAAUUUGACGACAGCUACAUGAGUAAACCAUGUAAAGAUACUCUGAUGCGUAUCAAGCUCUACUGCGAAUCACUGACACGUUAUGGGAAGAGUCCGUAUUUGUACCCUUUGUAUGGUCUCGGUGAAUUGCCGCAGGGAUUUGCAAGACUGAGUGCUAUUUAUGGAGGAACCUACAUGCUGGACAAGCCAAUAGAGCAGUUGAGCUACGAUGAAAAUGGUAUUGUUUGCGGAGUUACAUCAGAAGGAGAGACUGCUCGAACUAAGUGUGUGAUUGCUGAUCCAACAUACUUUUCUGACAAAGUGAAGAAAGUCGGGCAAGUCGUACGUUGCAUUUGUGUCAUGUCUCAUCCAAUCCCAAACACCAAAGAUUCAGUUUCGUGCCAACUCAUCAUUCCACAGAAUCAAGUUGGCCGAAAGCAUGACAUCUAUGUGUGUAUGGUGUCAUCUGCUCACAAUGUCUGUCCGAAAGGUAAGUACAUUGCCAUGGUCAGCACUACAGUUGAGACAGCCAAUCCUGAAGCCGAACUGAAACCGGGCAUCGACAUGCUUGGCCCUAUAGAAGAAAAGUUUGUUACCGUGUCCGAUCUGUUUGAACCACUUGACGAUGGUUCUAAGAGCAAGGUCUUUGUGACAAAGUCUUAUGAUGCUAGUACACAUUUCCAGUCAGCCUGUGACGACAUCGUGGACAUGUACAAGCGAAUCACGGGCGAGGAGUUUGAUUUCUCGAAGGUGCAAGAAGACUUGGAGAGUGUAGAAAACCAGUGAAUGUGACCAGUGGAGUUGUUCUUGUCAAAUUUGUUUUCGCUUGCUGUUUGUGACACGUAGUGCAUGGAAAGUCGUUUGUACUUGUUAUAAAAUAGAUUGAAUUUGUAUUGGUGA
Corticium candelabrum is the source of this 1530-nucleotide messenger RNA. Its product is annotated as rab GDP dissociation inhibitor beta-like. The record is from RefSeq and is a predicted model, not a curated record. Gene Ontology annotation, molecular function: Rab GDP-dissociation inhibitor activity. The transcript is spliced from 11 exons. The coding region runs from base 82 to 1416 and encodes 444 amino acids. NCBI's taxonomy places the organism in Eukaryota, Metazoa, Porifera, Homoscleromorpha, Homosclerophorida, Plakinidae. Gene Ontology annotation, biological process: vesicle-mediated transport; protein transport; small GTPase-mediated signal transduction. Gene Ontology annotation, cellular component: cytoplasm.